This is a messenger RNA of Racocetra persica, 326 nucleotides long. Lineage: Eukaryota; Fungi; Glomeromycota; Glomeromycetes; Diversisporales; Gigasporaceae. The record is from the annotation of a GenBank genome assembly.
CUACUAAAAAAAUGCUAGAAGUACUAAGAAUUCAGAAAGGACAUCUAGAAAGAACCUCUAAGAAUAUCCAAAAUUCUCUAAAAAAUGCCAGAAGUAUUGAGAAUCUAGAAAGAAUCACUAAAAAGUCAUCAGAAGAAUUUCCAAAAAGCCACCAAAAAAUGUUAAAAGUACUAAAUAUCCAGAAAGAACCUUCAAAAGUCAUUAGAAAAACCUCCAAAAGUCAUAAAAAAAUGCUAAAAAUAUCAAGAAUUCAGAAAGAACCUUUAAAAAAUCAGCAGAAAAAACCCCAAAGCUACCAAAAAAUGCCAGAAAUAUCAAGAAUCUAG